Messenger RNA from Macroventuria anomochaeta, 1391 nucleotides. RefSeq lists its product as uncharacterized. Bases 235 to 1260 code for a protein of 341 amino acids. The transcript has 5 exons. Lineage: Eukaryota; Fungi; Ascomycota; Dothideomycetes; Pleosporales; Didymellaceae. The record is from RefSeq and is a predicted model, not a curated record.
GAUAUUUGCCAGACCUGGUGUCAGCCGUAAUCCUGCUUGUCGAGUGUGGUUGCACUGAUAUCUCGGCACAAUCUCAUCUUGCUGUUACUACGGGAUGUGGCUUUCAAACGGCCCGGUGUCCAACAUGCACGCCCUGCACGCGCGACCAAAGCGUCGUCAUACUCAAGCAACACACAGUGCCCAUCUCGCCGUAGUUGCUGAUCAAUUCCUGCGUUCAACACUCUUGCGGCGAACAUGUCGACACAACUGGAUCAAGUCAUUCUGUCUGAGUCCAAUCGAACGCCAAUCGUACAGGUCAUCGUUUGGUUUUGCCUUGUGACGAGUUUCCUAGCUUUCAUCACUCAUGCUGGUAUCAAACUUUACGUUUUCCGGGCGUUAAGGGCGGAGUCAGGAUUUCUUCUUGUGUCUUUGGUGUUUUGCAUCGCACAGUCGAUUGCUGCAUUGUUACAAUGUGGAUAUGGUUUUGGGAAGCCAUCCGUGACCUUGAGCAGUAAUGAUGUUCAGUUGACCCUCAAGGCUGAAUAUGCAGCAACGAUCUUGCUGUUCAUAUCACUCGGGUUUUCGAAGCUAGCUAUCGUGGCAUUCGUGCACAAUCUGACACCCUCAAAACUGCAUCGUAAGAUCAAUUACGGUGUCGGGGCGCUUGCAUGCCUUUGGUUAUUGUGCGCAGUCCUCGUUGCAGUCUUCGAAUGUCGAGUGCCUCGUACAUGGGACAGGUCCCUUGAUCGAUGCCUUGACCGGUUCACCUGGUGGAACGCAAUAUCGAUUUUCAACAUUGUUACAGAAGUUGCGAUAAUUGCACUAGAGCUGGGAAUUACGGCGCAGCUCCGCGUCACACGACAAAGGAAAGCCUCCAUCAUGAGCUUGUUCGCCUGCCGAUUCUUGGUUUUGAUAGCAACUGCGAUCCAGCUAGCCUACUUCCACCAAGAGAAGAACAAUCCAGCAACGAACAACGACUUGACGCUCGGUUUCUGGCGGUCAAUUCUUUGCAACCAGAUAGUACAGUGCCUCGCGAUCGUCACAACAUGUCUACCAUACACCAAGAUAUUCAUGGAGGGAUUCGAGUCCGGGCUGAUCCGAAUUGACGACGGUCGUCGACGAGGAGAUUACGCUUCCAAGGGUUACAGUGGGCGAGAGUAUCAGCUUAUGGAUGUCUCGCGCUCAUCGCAGGCGAGGCGAUCUGCGCCAGACAAGUCUAUCAACGUGUCCAAAAGUUGGGCUGUUUCAGUGGAACCAGCUGGUCGUACGCAAAGCUCAUAGCUUUCAGUCAGUUACGCCAACACGGUCACUUCUUCCGCCGGAGACACAAUUCGUAAGCAGGGGUUGUACGUUGAACCCCAUCCCCCGAGCAUGUAUCCAAUCAUAUGAACUUUUAAUUGUGCACAACAUGC